CUUUGCAAGAGAAGAAAAAAAAAAGUUUUUUGCAUGCAAAAGCAAUUUAAUGCAGUCUUUCAGACAUAAAUAUGGUUCUGUAAGAGAGAUACCGCCAUUCAAAGGCCUUGUAUCAUUAAAUAUGUACAGUAUAGUUAAGAAAUCAAAUACUGGUUCACCAACAGCGACAUCAUCUUCCACGACACAAUCAAUGCCAAAACGAACAUCAUCACAACCAAUUGAAAUUCCAGAGAUUCCGCCCUUUAAAAAACGGGAUAAUCAACACAGUAAUUAUCCACCAAGUCCCUAUGAAACACCAACAAGUCAAAGUCCACAGAAUACAUUCACUAUGUCGACAAGUGCUUCUCCACCAAGAAUUUCCGAUAUUCCACCAUAUAAACCGAGAAAAUCAAAGGAAUUUACUGGAUCUGAACUUAAUGCACAACAAUCAUCAUCACCAUCAUCACAUCAUCGAGAAUCGUAUGAUUCAGCAGCAUCAAGUGCAAAAUUGGUAGCAGAAAUACCAGAACAUCAAAUCACAAUAGGCCCAACUGGCGGUGCUGAGUGGGCAAGACGAUUAAAAGUUGCAGAACAAUCAUCUCCAAUUCAUCGUAGCACAGAUUGUAUAGUAUCAAAACAGGAACUAGGAACAAGUUCUGAUUCAGAGUUACUUAAACCAGCGCCAUCGUGGUCAAAUGUUGCUCUGAAGACAGACCAAGCAGGAACAAGUGGAAGCACAUCCCUUCCGUCAGUACCAAAAGCAACAACAGCCGAGGAUGAACAACGAGCAGCAGAAAUUGCAGCCAAAAAGUCAAGACUUAAGCAGAAGUUAGUCAAAAGUGCGAGAUCUGUCGCCAUUUUCUCACUUAAGUUAAAGGAGAGACGCGCGCGAGAGGCUGAACGAUUGGCAAAAGAGAAAGCUGAAGAAUUGGCAACAGAAAUGGCAAUGAGUGCUCAAGCGAUGUGCGGUGGUGGAGGAGAACUUAAUUUGAUACCAUUAGAGCAAUUAAUUCACAUUGAAGACGUUGUAAAUCGACGAUCUUCCAAUACGCAAAACUCUUCAAGUAAUAAUAAUACAAAUAAUAAUUAUAGUAAUUCUAGUAAUAACAAUGGCUCAGGAACAUAAGAAAAAUAAUAAAAAAUGCAAAG
This is a messenger RNA of Chironomus riparius, 1128 nucleotides long. The record is from the annotation of a GenBank genome assembly. Lineage: Eukaryota; Metazoa; Arthropoda; Insecta; Diptera; Chironomidae.